Cadophora gregata is the source of this 840-nucleotide messenger RNA. RefSeq lists its product as uncharacterized. The transcript is spliced from 2 exons. NCBI's taxonomy places the organism in Eukaryota, Fungi, Ascomycota, Leotiomycetes, Helotiales, Ploettnerulaceae. The record is from RefSeq and is a predicted model, not a curated record. The coding region runs from base 1 to 840 and encodes 279 amino acids.
AUGCAUCGAGCUACUCCCGAGUCAGGCGAUGUCAGAAAGGCUCAACUAUACCUUCCCUCCGCCCCCCACCUCUCGAGCCUGACAAUCACCGAAAACCAAACUCCUCAAGCCCCCGCACCGUUCGACGGCUCGACUCUCACCUUCAACCCGUUCACUGGCCGAACUCCCGUCGCCAUGAUGCGACCCAUCAAACCAGCCACUGAGCUUUAUUUGGAGUUCCUCGAUUCCCCUGCCCCAAAGACAUCCGACGACUGGGAUAAGGCAUACAAAAUGGUUGAGGUCUUGAUCCCCUCACCGGCUGCUCGCCACUACAAGACCGUUCGAAAGCUGGAGCAGGAGGCUAUUCGGGACGCUGCAAUCCGAGCAGAGUUUGGGAGUGCGUCCGACGACGAGGAAAGUGAUGAUGAUGAUUCAGCUAAAGAACUCAAGGAGCACUACACCGAAAAGGCAAAGGACGAGGACAGCGGCGAUGAGGAAUACGUCUUGGAUGUUGCUGAGGCCGAAAUUACGGAGGAGGAAAAGCGAUACCAGGACAUGAGAUACAAGGCACGCUUCCCAUUUGCUUUCCUUGCCCAAGAGUUCGAUGACAACGAGGUCGAUUCCGAAUACUCCGCAUCUAGCAGCUCAGAGAGUGAGUCCGGCUCAGAGUUCGGGUCAGACAUUGUCGGAAAUGGAGGAACUGUAGGUGUUGGUGAUAGUAGUGAUCCGAUGGAUGUUGAUGGAGGAGAGUGGGACGAUGUUGAGGAUUCUUCAGACCAUGGUGACUUGGACACAUUGUCCAAUCCUGAUCUUCCUGAUCUUCCUGAUCUUCGGUCUGGCAAACCUCGCUACCGCAACUAG